AUGCUUAAAGGAACUUUUAAUAAAUUUGACCUUAUGCAUAAUGAAAAAUCUAUUUAUAUCAAUUAUCAAAGAAAUACAUUAAAAGACAUUUUAACAGUCUGUAACAAAUGGUUUAAAUCACAUGAGAAAUAUAAAAAAUGGAGAGAUUUUCGAGGAUAUAGUUUUAGAAAUCAAGAGAAGCAUGGUUUAUUUUAUGAUAUAAGUGAACUUUUACCUGCAUUUUAUUAUAUUGGCUUUGAACAAAACUUUGAUUUGACUUUUGGAUCAGAUUAUGCCGAGAAGAAACUUGUAUAUGACCCGAUUAGAGUACUUAGAGCUAGUUAUACAAACGAUCGAAAUCUUGUGUUUGAAGAUGAACAAGAUGAGGAAAUUGCUAGAUUAAUUCAUAAUGAUCAUG
Funneliformis caledonium is the source of this 397-nucleotide messenger RNA. Lineage: Eukaryota; Fungi; Glomeromycota; Glomeromycetes; Glomerales; Glomeraceae. The record is from the annotation of a GenBank genome assembly.